Messenger RNA from Linnemannia hyalina, 612 nucleotides. The record is from the annotation of a GenBank genome assembly. NCBI's taxonomy places the organism in Eukaryota, Fungi, Mortierellomycota, Mortierellomycetes, Mortierellales, Mortierellaceae.
AUGAACGUCCCCCUCGACAACUUUGCCUCGACCUCCAUCCGUCGCAUCCAGCAGGCCACUGUCUUGGCCAUCUGCCAUGUUGACGAGGCCAGCAUGGGACCUCAGACCUAUGUUUAUUCAACCUGUUUCAGUGGCAGCAGAACCUGUGAGCAGAGUCGCCGGGGCGGUAUCUCGGAGGAGCAGACGACUUCAUUUGUGAGAGAGAUGAAGCAGUUCCGUUUCUCGGCCAACGAUGAGACCGUCCAACCCCCGCUUAUCCGUCUUGAGGAAGGAGAGCAAGAGUUGAAGGAUGUGAAGAUUGAUGCAAGACUGACGAUUACUUCGAGCGACUCCAACAACAUGAACACCUGGUAUGGGUUCGUGUCCGAGGGUGCGUUGUUCUUGAGAGGCAACGGGUGGGACGAUAUGGAUAUCCGAGAGAGCGUCGUCGCUGCUCUUGACCUGGCUGAAGAACAGCUUGGAUGCCAAACCGUCCAUCUCUGCCUGGAAAAGUCCAACCCCAAUCUCGCCAAGCUUGUCCGUACUUUGAUGUACGCUGGUUUCGAGAUGGUCCACCCUGAUGUCCUUGCACAUGCAGACCCCAAGUACCUCGUCCUUGGCAUGGAUCUCUAA